This is a messenger RNA of Cataglyphis hispanica, 3899 nucleotides long. RefSeq lists its product as uncharacterized. Lineage: Eukaryota; Metazoa; Arthropoda; Insecta; Hymenoptera; Formicidae. The transcript has 6 exons. The record is from RefSeq and is a predicted model, not a curated record. Bases 2193 to 3074 code for a protein of 293 amino acids.
GCAUCUCCCUCCGUGUGUCGGUGCACUCCGGACGCGAGAUCGGCAAAUCUAAGAUCGUGCAACUGGUGUCCAGUGGCGUGUCCAGUACGUUGGCCGGCGCGAGCGGGAGCUAGCCGGACGCGAAGAACGAAGAGUGAAGGAUGAUGGUGCCCGGGGAUGGGAGGACGAUGGAGAGGCCCCGAAGAGAGAAGAUGAUGGGGAGGGGUGGAAUGCGCGGCUCUCUCUCUCGAAGGAGGAGUUGUCGGCGGUGAAAAAUCACGCAUCCCGCCACCACUGCCAUGGCCAGAGAGCGCAGCAUCUGCUCUACAUACCCUGGCUCUCAACCUAUCUACCUGUUACGCUCGCCGUUGUUCGAUCGACCUGUAAAAAUCGCAUAAUCGAUGACCUCGAAGCGUAUACCUUCGUACCCAUGGUGCAUGCGCUAAUCGAUUUACCCGGGUUCGCUUCGCAAGCUCCUCGAAAUAAUUGUGUCGCGCGGGAUAAUUAUAGCUUUCACAGAUUAUGAAUUCACCGUACUCUUUGUAAUACGGUGAUAUGGCAGCUACUUUGGUAAUUCUUCUCUCGAUUCUUCGAAUUGGCCAAAAAUAAAAAAAGAUAUUGAAAGUAUUAAAAAAAAAAAAAUUGGAUUCAAAGACGCAAACCUAAAUCAUAUGAUUCUUAUAUAACGUUUCAUUAAUUAUUUAAUUAAUCAUAAAUAAAUAUACAUUUAGAAUCUAUCUAUAUUUGAUUGCAAUAUUUUAAUAUCGUUUCAUACACACAAAAUCUAAAACUUUAUAUGCUGCUAAAAUCAUAAUUCCGAAGCUGAUAAGUGUGUAAACAAAUAAAUGUAUAUAUGUGAAAGAAUCUAAUUUUUCUGCACAUUUUAUAUGCAUGUCUUUAUUUUACUUAACAGAUUUUUUGUUCACGCAUCCGAAUAAUGCAUAAUCAUAGCUAUUUUUAAAAAAGUCUCUCGCGUGCAAUCAUCAGGCUUCUGCAAAGGCACGAGAGAGAGUUCAUCAAUGAGAACCUCGAAGAAUCGGAGUAGCAGAGCAAGAUAUACGUGUGCUGGCUGUGCUACCGGUCGGUCGGGUCGGGUCGCUGUUCUCCUGUGUUUCAUCUCUCUCUUUUGCUCUGUUUUGCCUGUUGCUCUCUCCGCCGCCUUCCUCUUUUCACCUCCCGGCUUAUCCCGCUCACCCUCGCCCUUUCUCCCCGUGGCCGUCUCUCCCCCUUUUCCCCACCGCUGCCGCUCACUCUCUCUCACAAGAGUUGUUGUUCGACUGUUUUAUUACUUUUAUAAAUGCCGCCGCCACACGAUGCUACUACUACCGCUCGUCCUGUCGCGGCGGGCGUCUCCUUUGUUGGUCCACCAUGGCUCCAUUGUUGCUCGCAGAAAGAUGCGAAUUUUAAUUUGAUAUUGUCUAAUAUUAUUUAUGUAUGCACACGGCUAGAGAAACCGAGGACUGCCGCGCGGUCGCAGCCGUCGCUUUCUUCCAUUCAAUGGGAAACUAUAGUCACAUCCAUUCCGACGACUUAACUCCGCAUCGAGAACUUGAUGUUCGCCUGAAUUCUAUUUCGUGAUCGUGCGCAUUCAUGUAUAUUUUGCCUCUAUAUCCUUUAUUAUAUAAUUUUCUUCCAAUAAUAAAUUUGACAACAAAUAAAAAAUUAAAUAUUGUUUUCGCGCAUCUGUUUGCGCGAUACAAUUAUUAUAUUUAACGCAUAUUAUUUAUCAUAUUGAUUUUAAUACGCAUCGCAGUUCAGAGCUUUUCUCCUUGCAAUUUAUAUUGUAAGAAGAAAAAUCUUGCUCCCUCAAUAAUAUCUGACCUAUUCGCAAGUAUUCUUGGCCGUCCUUCAAUGUGUUCAAAACUCCGUGGCAAAUCGUUUGCCAUAAGCAUAAUCUAAUUACCGACAAAUGCGAGGUGUCCAUCGACGAGCGAUCUUGCGAGGCAGACUUGCGCGUAGGUGCUUGGUCCACCUAAAGAAAUCAAUAUUACAGACAACGUCCAGGUUCACUUGGAAUUACGGCACGCGCAACAGUUGCAUCGAGACGAGGAAAGAGAUACGAACGAGAGUGCAUCGUCGCGUGCAUGUACCACUGUUUAAGCAACAACAAUUGAAUUUGCAAAGUCAAUCAAUUUAUAAUUGCAUAUCGAUUAGCUUUUGAUUAGAAGAAGCCACGUAAACAACGAGGUGCAUAACCGACACUUUGUGCCAGAAUGAAGGAGAAACGAUUAUCGUUAGGCAUUAACGUUAGCAUUAUACUGAUACUGACGAUAUUCGGCCUGCUUCUGUUCUUGCCUUUGCGAUUGUUAUUCGACACGAGUUACUCCGAUCAGGAUCAAAACGGCGAUGAAAACGAUGUCAGUGACCUGGCGAGAGAAAAAGAGCCUGUGGAUCAUCGAAAACUGAAACGCUGUCCGAAUCUGCAAUAUGAAGAUCGCUUGAUGUCGGUCUUUCUGAGCGAUUACGAUGAAAAUUGCACGUACAAGCAGGACAAGUGCGAUGAUGACGACGAUGAUGACAGCGGCUCUGAAGAAGAAGAAGAUAGCAGGGAGGAUGAAGAGGAUGAGAAGAAAACCUGCGUAUCCAAGAGAGGCAUCGAGGAAGAAAUGAAAGAAAACGCUGAAGAGAUCUUGAAGACGCGUCAGAUGAAGUCCGUCACGGUGGCAGGUCACAUACUUGUGGCGAUGUUGCUCGUAUCAGUCAUAGCUGCUCUCAUUGAAGUACUGCGAAUACGCUUCGCUAUUAGAGAAAAAGAUUCGUCUAGGACAGGCACGAUUACCUCUCGGAGAUGCUCCUCCAGCGUGGACCUACCCGCCACAAGACGUCCCAUUUUAAGAGAAUUAAUUAGGAGUCAAAGAUCUUUUGAGAUACCUGGAACACCCCGUUCUGCAUUGCGUUUGUUAGGAGCACGACCACCCCCGCUCAUCCGCCGCUCCUCGUUUCCGAUACCACAAGCGAAACAAACUGCUACUUCGUCUGUUUGCGGUACGCCAAACACUCGAUUGACGCGGCAUCCAUCGGCUGAAUCAGAGGAAGAAAUCGGGAUUGUCACUAAUAUUCUUCAUCAUCGCACCCGUUUAAUCCGACGUCAUUGAGACGGAGAUAGUGAUAUAUCAGUUCAUCGAAUUCUUUGCACCUGCAGAUGACAACAUUAACAGGGUAUGCGUCUUCGAUUACAUGGUCAUAUGCAAUGCACAACGAUCACAUCCAAUGACUUUUUUUAUACUCGUGCAAUGUCUUUCAUGAAGAACAUUUGAGAUCUUUCACUAACAAAUUCACAGUUGUAUCCUUCAAUACAAUCCUUUACAUAAUUUAACAAGUAGCGCAUUAUCACCGCUACGCGUUUUAUAUCGUUCUACUUUCUAGCCAAGUGAUAUUUAGAUAUUAAUAUGAAAAAAUUACUAAUGUGCACAAUCAAAAUUCAGAAUCAAAAGAUACUAUAUAAACACGAUAAAAAACUUAUCAUAGUACAUAUUAAGACUAGUAUGCUUAAUCAAAUAAUCUUUAUUUUCCACAUAUUUUGAUAACACAGAGUACUUUUAACAUCACAUAAUCAAACGAAAACUAAAUAUAAUUAUUACAACUUAAAUGAUAAUGAUUUAUUAAUAUAAUAAAUCAUUAUUAUUAUUUUAUUGUUAUAAUAAUAUUACAGGUACCACAUUUUUAAUAGUUAUUGUAAAAAAUUUAUACAUCACAAACACGAGAUAGUAUUUCUAUAUUUAUUCAUAUCUAAAUCAACGAUAACCAUAACAAUUUUCGUUGUGGUAAUCUAAGGAAGAAUUUUUUUUUUUAAAUAUUCUUCUGGUGCAUAUUUUUCUCGAAACUUUAUGCAUUGAAUAGAAUAAAUAAAUGCAUUUUCAAAGUGACAGUACAACGAUCGAAUAUCUAUAUUCGUGUAUAACGUAUUAUUAUAUUUCUCU